AUGUUGCUCCCCGCCGCUUCCCUGCCGGCCGGAAGUAGCGCUCACUUCCGGGUGCGCGCCGGCGUCCGGGCCCAGGAGGUCGGCGGCGGCAAGGGGAGGCGGCGGCGCGGGGCACGCUGCCGAGCCGUCCGAUGCAGCCCGGGGACCCGGGAGCUGCUAAGAGUGAUGAUGGAGGAGUCAAAGCUAACGUGUUUCCAGAGGCGAUACCUGAUGGACUGUGUGAAACGAGGAGGUACCCUGCCCCUCCAGGUCCAGCCCAUGUCAAGCAAAGAGCCAGAGCUUGCAGUGCCUGCUUUCUCCCCACCAGUCUGUCAGCGCAGCAGGCUUGCAGCUAAACCACAUCUCCGUCCUGCCAAGGUCUGCCAGGCAGGAGAUGCCUAUGUCCGAGAGAAAUUCAAGCCACAGGCAAGGCGAGAUUUGGAAAAGGAGAAACAAAGGCUCCAAAACAUCUUAGCAACAGGGAAGGAUGUGGUGGAGUGCAACAUGAAUCAGACUCAGGUUCAGACAAAGGAAGAGGAGAUACCUGAGCCUGACCGCUUUGAAGAAUUGGUGAAUGAAGUUCAGGAGAGGAGGGAAUUCCUGGCAGAGAUGGAAGCUCUAGGACAGGGCAAGAAGUAUCGAAGCAUUGUCCUCACUGAAAUCUCACAGAAAAUACGUGAGAUGGAGAUCAUUGACAAGAAAAGAAGUGAGGAAAUAAGAGAGAGCAUGACAAAAGACUUCCCUAGUGGGAACAAAUCUGAUCCCUGUGACUGGACCAAGGGAAAAACAUAA
This is a messenger RNA of Indicator indicator, 771 nucleotides long. It is a transcript of the gene C14H22orf23, whose product is annotated as chromosome 14 C22orf23 homolog. NCBI's taxonomy places the organism in Eukaryota, Metazoa, Chordata, Aves, Piciformes, Indicatoridae. The record is from RefSeq and is a predicted model, not a curated record.